Apodemus sylvaticus (European woodmouse) is the source of this 576-nucleotide messenger RNA. Its product is annotated as C-C motif chemokine 8-like. Gene Ontology annotation, molecular function: CCR chemokine receptor binding; chemokine activity. The record is from RefSeq and is a predicted model, not a curated record. The transcript is spliced from 3 exons. The coding region runs from base 149 to 439 and encodes 96 amino acids. Gene Ontology annotation, biological process: positive regulation of GTPase activity; positive regulation of ERK1 and ERK2 cascade; monocyte chemotaxis. Lineage: Eukaryota; Metazoa; Chordata; Mammalia; Rodentia; Muridae. Gene Ontology annotation, cellular component: extracellular region.
AACAGAGAUCUUUCUUUCAUCUCCCAUUAGGCAUGACCUUGUCUGCCAGACUCCCUGCUCCCUAUAAAAGGCAGAUUGGAGCCUCCACUAGGAGAGUUAGAACAACUGAGAAGACUCUAGCCUUCACUCCAAAGUCCUUGCCUUCAACAUGAAGAUCUACACAGUGCUUCUGUGCCUGCUGCUCAUAGCUGUCACUGUCAGCCCACAGGAGCAGACUGGGCCAGCUACUCCAGUCACCUGCUGCUAUUCUGUAACAAAUCGGAAGAUCCCCCUUCGGAUGCUACAGAGCUAUGAGAGAAUCACCGGUACCCAGUGUCCCAGGGAAGCUGUGAUCUUCCACACCAAGCGGAAUAGGUUUAUCUGUGUAAACCCUGCACAGAAGUGGGUCAAUGAGUACAUGAAGAUCCUUGACCAGAAGUCUCAAAUUCUGCAGCCUUGAACCUUCACACCUGGGUCUAGAGACAGCUCUUCUCCAGACAGAGAUGUUACAAGCAGAUGGUGCCUGGGUUGGGUGUUUCCUCGUUGUCUCCUAUAUGAACAACUGCAAUAAAAAUUCACACUGAUUUGCAAAUGUAA